This is a messenger RNA of Phytophthora sojae, 4313 nucleotides long. RefSeq lists its product as hypothetical. The transcript has 5 exons. NCBI's taxonomy places the organism in Eukaryota, Oomycota, Peronosporomycetes, Peronosporales, Peronosporaceae. The record is from RefSeq and is a predicted model, not a curated record. Gene Ontology annotation, molecular function: ATP binding; protein kinase activity. Bases 1 to 3897 code for a protein of 1298 amino acids. Gene Ontology annotation, biological process: protein phosphorylation.
AUGCAGGGGCCACCGAGCGGCUCACUUCGCUUCCUGCGCCGCCAGCCGCACGCGAAAAUCCCCGCUCCGAAGCAGCUCUCGAUGGCGUCGGCGUCAAGACGGCGCGGCAGUCUCGGCGACCGCCGCGGCUUCUUCCGCCUGUGCGGCUCGCCCAUCCGCACACACAAGAUGGAGCUCGACUACGUCCACGGCAAGGCGCACUCGCCCACGCAGCUCCGGCCCGCCGAGCCGGCCGACGUCGACACGCCGCUCAUGCAGCGCCGCCCCGGCAAGAAGGUCCUCAAGCAGAAGCAGCGCCACGCCGAGGCGGACGCCGCCAUGGCGGCGCUGGCCCGCCAGCUCGGCCAGGAGGGCGGCGGAUACUACGACAGCCCGCGCGCCGGUCUGUACGGCCUGGGCAGGAGCCCCGUGGGCGUCGACAGCGACGCGCCCAUGUCCUGCAUGGCCGACGAGGGCAGCAACAACUCCAUGAGGCUGGAGGGCGCGCGGCAGGCGGGCAUCCCGCUGUACCUGUCGGACUGGUUCGACCCCAACAAGGCCUCGACCCAGCGUCGCCGCCAGACGAACGUCGUCAUGACGAGAGAGGAGCCCGAGUCCGAGUCAUCGGCGCUCAGCAACUGCUCCGACGCCAAGGACAACAGUCAGUUCCUCAAGCCCCACCAAAACGUCGACAUGGCCGACGUGGUCAUCGGCCGCGUGAUCGGCGAAGGCGCGUUCGGCAAGGUGUUCAAGGCCUCGUGGAAGGGUCGAGACGUGGCCGUCAAGGUGCUCAUCCGCCAGAACCUGAGCGCCGACGUCGUGCGGGAGUUCGAGACGGAGGUCAAGAUCAUGAGCUUCCUGCACCACCCCAACAUCUGCAUGCUGCUUGGGGCAUGUCUGGCCCCAGAGAACCGAGCUCUCGUGAUCGAGCUCGUGGAGCAAGGCUCUCUCUGGGCGGUGUUGCGGACAAGACGGCGGCAGCUCACGGACGAGAUGCGCGCUCGCUUCGUGCUCGAUACGGCGCGUGGCAUGAGCUACCUGCAUCACUUCGAGCUUCCGAUCCUGCAUCGCGACAUGAAGAGCCCCAACCUGCUCGUGGAGCGCGACUUCUCCAUCAAGAUCUCGGACUUUGGUCUCUCGCGCGUCAAGGCGCAGAUCCAGACCAUGACCGGCAACUGCGGCACUGUGCAGUGGAUGGCUCCCGAGGUGCUGGGCAACCGCAAGUACACGGAGAAGGCGGACGUCUUCUCGUUCGGCAUCGUAGUGUGGGAGAUCUUCACGGGCCAGUGCCCGUACGACGGCAUGACGCAGAUCCAGGUGGCGCUGGGCGUGCUCAACCACGACCUGCGCCCGCCGAUUCCGCGCUCGUGCCCGCGCUUCUUCGCGCGGCUCAUCCGGUCCUGCUGGAUGCGCGAGCCCAGCCUGCGCCCGUCCUUCUCGGAGCUCGUGCGCACCUUCGAGCAGCAAGACAUGAACCACGCCACUGGUACGAAGAACAAACGCAAAAACCGCCGUCGAAACGCGCCGGAGGGCGCUCAGGGUCGGAACGGAGGCGCUCGCGGUGUCUUCCGGUGCCACCCGCGUCUGGCCUUCAGUGCAGUCGCCGACACUUGGGUGCGCUUCUCGGCGGAUCCGCCCGUCUACACUGCUUGGCUGGAGUCUGCUUGGGUGGGUGGACUGAUCCGCGGCCUGCCUUCCUGCCCCGACGCUCUCGGAGGGGGCGCCUACGUGCACGUCGCAAGGGAGGACGGUCACACUUCCCGACACGCCAUGGACGCCAAGCGCGACGAGCUGCUGCGCCUGGUGGCCGCGCUUAGCGGCGCCUGCAAGCAGGACAAGAACGUGCUGAAGGACGGCGAGCUCGUGGACGCGCUCGAGACGUACGGCCGCCAGAUCGCGCGGCUGCGCAAGCAGCAGAAGAAGCUCAAGAAGGCCCAGCAGAAGCCUGCGCCCCACGGAGGCGACAAGACGGCCAAGAAGCUCAAGGAGCAGCUGCGCGCUGGCGAGUGCAAGGCCGCGGAGGGCGUCCCCAAGCGCCGCAAGCUCUCGCUCGAUGCCGAGACCAAAUGCAGCAAGAUGGACCCGCUCGACUACAGCCACGACCUGAGCGUCUCGUGCCUCUUCCCGUCCAUCGAGCGCCAGCACAAGCCCAAGCGGGAGUCCAUGGGCGAGUGGAUCUCGUCCCUGCAGAGCCCCAACAAGAAGGCGGACGUCGCCUACUACCGACCCACGACCCCCACGACUGUGGCCGUGGCCGUCGAGGUGACCGAGGAGGCGGUCAUGGUGAACCCUCUCAAGACGUACCAGUACAGCCACGCGCGGCGCUCCGUGUCCCCGCAGCUCAAGACCCCGCGUGCUGUGCGCGCCGCCUCGCCCUACAAGCAGAUGGAUCGCGCAGUCUCCCCGAGCACGGUGGAUCUCUCGGCCUCGUCGACGUCCACUAUGGCGUCGUACUACGACGACAUGUACGACGAGUAUGCCCUCUCUCCCGAGAGGAUGCGGCGCUACACGCGCUCAGCCUCGGACCGCACGCCAUCCUUCGAGUCGAUGGACUGGACUCCGUCAGAUGACGAGAGUGGCGACGAAGCCAUGCAGUUCCGUAGUAUUGCAGAUGAAGUGGAGCAGAGGUCCCCUGUGUCGAGACUGGUGACCCACCACGCCCCCGACUCUCGUCUGAACGUCGAGGAGCUGCACUCGGAGAGUGGCAAUGAAGAGUACUAUUCAGCAGAGGAGGGAGAGCCCACCGCCGAGUCGUCCUCGCGCGUGGCAGCCAUGCCCCUUGCGGCCAGCUCGACGGAAGUGGUCAUGGAGGUGCUGUACGGCAUCAUGGAGCACAACGAGAACUUUAAGUGGCUGAUAGACCCGGUGAACCAGGCUCGCGUGGCCAAGCUGGUCGAGUAUCACUUGAAGGAACAGCAGAACGGAGCCGUGCAGUGCUGUGAAGACGAGCAGUUCAUCAACGAGCUCCGCGCUCAAGUGGACGAGUUGAUCCAUGAGAACCUGAAGAUCAAGACGGAGAAUGUCCGACUCAUGGGUUCUCAGUCCGCAGCUGUGGACAAGACCGUAGAGGAGCUGAAGAAGCGCCUUGCCUUAAGCGAGGAGGCUGCUAGUAUGCAGGAAGGGUACCGUCGCGAAGCCGAGGCGGCCUUCCAGAGCGAGCUAGAGAGCAAGUCCAAGCUGGUGUCAAGCCUGCAGCACGACCUUCAAGAGAAGGACCUGCAGAUCGCCAAGCUUCUGGAGAACGGCGCCGAGUUGCCCACAAGCAGCGACGCCACCCCUGAUUCGGAGGUGGCGAGACUCAGGAACACAGUCACGGCGAAGGACCGCGAGAUCUGCCGUCUCAACUUCCAGCUGUCGACGAAGCAGAAGCUCGUCGAUGAGAUCGCCAAGAAGGUCGUGCAGCAGCUGGAGACCUCGACGUCUUCGGGUGCAACCGUGGCUUCGCUCGUCAAUGACCUCCACCUCGACAUGGACAUGUUCCUGUUCAAGAGCGUGGCGGAGAAGCAGGAGACGAUUGAUGAACUCAAGGCAGCUCUUAUGUCCAUGGAGCGCGAAGUAGGCGGUCUGGAGGCCCGGGUGGCCAAGAAGGCGCGCGAGACGCUGCUGCUCAAGACCAAGUUCAAGUCCAUGUCUUCGCGCCUGACUGAGGCCAACGUGAAUAUGUCGCGCCUUCAAAGCGAGAACGACCACCUCGUGGCGUCGUUGAAGGAGAAGCAGGGCAAGAUGCGCGACCUCAUCGAGUUCUUGGAGAACAAGGAGAAGCAGGUCAUGCACUUGGAGGAGCAGGUGAACCUGCGCCAGACCCAGCUUGAACACGUCAUGACGGAGUUCGAGCAGAUGCAGCGCCAGCAGAGCAGCAAGAAGAGUACGAGCAGCCGUGGGCCAGCUCACCGCAAGACAGUUGUGCAUGCGCAGUAAGCUGGCCGGCUGAUCACAUGGACAAGCCCAAGGGCUCUAUCACCUUUCGCUUAGCUCGCUCCUGCCCCGCUGCUUCUCCCUACCCAAUGACGCCCCAAGAAAAAUGCCAGAAGACGAGGUGCUCCUCCCACCCAUUCAAGACAAACAUGCAAUCGCCAUCGCCACCAUACAUCGACCCAAGCAAGAGACAGCAUCAUCAGAAACAUUGCCAACGAUCAAGAUUCAUGACAGACAAGACCCCGACGCCGACCGAUUCGACAUCGACCAUUUUUUUCUACACUAUUAUUGAUAAGUUAUACGAUAGGGAGAGCAGCGAACGGCUUGAGCCUGCCUGCAAGAAAGAGCGCACAGUGCUAUGAGCGUUCGCUUGUCUAUAGAGAGCCAGCCAAGCCUGCAUGUUAGCGUGACGUUCCAAA